Molecule: messenger RNA, 2432 nt
Organism: Cantharellus anzutake
Lineage: Eukaryota; Fungi; Basidiomycota; Agaricomycetes; Cantharellales; Hydnaceae
Product: P-loop containing nucleoside triphosphate hydrolase protein
Exons: 10
Coding region: 256-2301 (681 amino acids)
Biological process (GO): interstrand cross-link repair; replication fork reversal; double-strand break repair via synthesis-dependent strand annealing
Molecular function (GO): four-way junction DNA binding; 3'-5' DNA helicase activity; four-way junction helicase activity
Source: RefSeq, a predicted model, not a curated record
GGAUUCUUCCUGAUCCGCCUAGGCGAACCUUUGCGCGUACAAAAUCAAAAAAUAUACUUCCCGACUCCAAACCGCCAGCAAAGACUAAGACGUGGGACUAUGCAGGAUUUGCCAAGUCAGGUCUUAAACCUACGGACAGAAAGCAAAAGGAAAGCGUAACGCUGGAAAUGACGAGGACGAAGAAGGGCUGGUAUCGAUGAAGAGGGACUGCUGGCUUCUGCGGUCCUUUGUUAGUAGCAACAAUGUCACUCAAUUAUGAUUGCUGACUCCGCUUCCCUAGCUGGACCCCCCCCACCCAUGCGUGUGCAACCUGAUCAGUCCGCUUGCCAGGAAUGGAUAUACCCUCUAAAUCGUCCGAAACGAGAUUAUCAGUUCAACAUUGUUCGAAAAUGUCUAUUUGACAAUACACUCGUCGCGUUACCGACAGGUCUUGGGAAGACAUUUGUUGCAGGUUGCGUCAUGCUUAAUUAUUAUCGGUGGUUUCCCAGCGGAAAGAUCCUCUUCUUGGCUCCCACGAAGCCUCUAGUAUCUCAGCAAGUUAGUGCUUCGCACGAACAAUGUGGUAUUCCUGGCUCAGCCGCUGCAGAGCUAACUGGGAGUUUGAGGCCAGAAGCUCGAAAGCCAUAUUGGCAAAGCAAGAGGGUCUUUUAUAUGACGCCACAAGCUUUUGUUCGUGAUCUUCACAACGGGAACGCUGACCCGUUGGAUAUCAUCCUUAUUGUUGUGGACGAAGCACAUCGUGCGACGGGAGAUUACGCCUACUGCACUGCGAUUCGUUACAUGAUGGUCAAGAACCCACAUUUCAGGGUAUUGGCUCUAACUGCGACACCUGGUUCUAAUGCCGAAGCUGUGCAGAGCAUAGUGGAUAACAUGCACAUAAGCCACAUUGAGAUACGAGAUGAGAACGCGCUCGACUUGCGAGAUUACGUACACCGAAAGCACAUGGUGCAGCAUGUAGUUCCGUUGACACCGGAGCUGGUAAAUAUAUUUGAUCAAAUAAUCAAGCUGAUGCAGAAAAUUUACAGUCCCAUUGGACAAUUCCUUCCCGGGGCUGAUAUGGCAACCAUGGGCGAUUACCGACCAACGGCGGUUUCACACCAGCUCACUUCUGCAAACAGAUGGGCGACGCCGGCUUUGUUAAAUCUCGGAGUACUUGCACGAGCGCGUACUUAUCUGGUCACUGAGAGUUUUGAAAUGUGUCAUCAGAGACUCAUGGAGCUGAUGGCUGCGGACGCCGCUAAGCAAUCCGCUAGGAGUGGAAAAAAGAAGCUGGCAGCUGAUCCGCUUUUCCAAUCCCUCAUCAUGUCGAUAAGCGAGUUAAAGCAUGCCAACGGCUUUAUCGUGCAUCCAAAAAUGGACAAGCUUAAAACUCUGCUGCUUCAACAUUUCUCAUCGGUUUUGGAGGGUCAGACUGCUUCAAAAGUCAUGGUGUUUGCAUCAUACCGGCCCGUUGUGGAGCAGAUUGUGGAACAUCUCAAUGAACAGAAGCCCCUAAUCCGCGCACAUCGGUUCAUCGGUCAAGCUGCAUCAAAGGAGGGCGUGAAAGGCUUGACACAAAAAGAGCAACUCCAGGUCAUUGAAAGUUUCAAGAAAAAUGAGUUCAACACUCUUGUCUGCACUUCUAUCGGCGAGGAAGGUUUGGACAUCGGUGAGGUUGACCUAAUCGUUUGCUACGAUUCUCACAAGGCCCCCAUAAAAAUGCUCCAACGGGUAGGAAGAACUGGGCGGAAACAGGACGGUCACAUUAUUGUCUUGGUGGCGGAGGGCAAAGAAGAGGAGAACUUUGCAAAGGCAAAAGCCGCAUACGCAGACGUCCAGAAGGCAAUCGUCGAUGGUGAUCAGCUGGUGCUCUAUAAUGAUAUUGAGCAUCUCAUCCCUGAUACCAUUCGGCCAGAGGUCUGCGAAAAGGUAAUGCCUAUCGAACCGUAUGUCCCCCUAUCGGGAGCGUUGAAGAAGCGGAACGGUGGACUGCCUCGCAGUAUGCCUGCUGGCGGAAUCGAGGGCUUUGUGACGGCCAAGACUUUGGUCAAUGGAUCGGUUGCGUCGAAACCGAAGUCGACUUCAAAACGAGUUAAGUCCACUCUUGAUAUGAAUGCUGUCACCGACAGCGGAGACGAUGAAAGCGAUAUGGACCUUGAUGCCGCUCUUGCCGCUAGAGUUCACUCUCCAGUAUUGAAGAGGAUAAAUUCGGACCAUGAGUCUGAAGAGCCUCCCAAGAAAAAGAGAAAGCCAAAAAAGAAGUCGGAUGAAUCUUCAGACCCAGUCAGACCAAAACCAAGGCCAAACUUCCAAGAAUUCUAGAGUUUUCUCAGGCUUUACAAGUGCCAACGCGGUGGCGCGACUCCGGGUGGUAAGAGCGACAAUCCCUCGAGUGCUUCGGGAUUACCGUCGAGGGAAAGCUCCGGAACGCUACAAUCAGAUUCGGACAUCGA